AACUCUUAAAAAAAAAUCUGUGACAGUCACAAUCAACCAUUAUGAUGAAGCCUCCAGUCAAUGUACACUGCUUUCUCUGGGCUACUUUGUUCUUAUCACUGUCAAGUGAUGUUGCCAUACAGACAACCAGUGGCCAGCAGAACGUAGCUCACCCUAUAGACUGUGUCUUGUCAGAGUGGACAUCCUGGUCCAGCUGUGAUGUGUGUCAGAAGAAGAGGUAUCGCUAUGCUAAACUCAUCCAGCCGUCUGUGUUUGGAGGGGAACCAUGUUUCUCCCAUGACAGAGAGGAGGAGGCUUGCAGCCCUUCAUCACGCUAUACCUGUGAAGUCCCUCUGUGUGAAGGCUUCCAGUGCAAUAUCACAGGCCGCUGCGUGCCCAUAGAACUGCGUUGCAACGGGGAUGACGACUGUGGGGACAGGUCUGAUGAGAAGAACUGUGUGAAAGUGAGACAGACCUGCAAACAGAAAGUAGAUGAGUACUGGGGAAUCGAGAACCUAGCCAAAGGAAUCAACGUCUUAGACAGCACCCUGCAGGGAGUGGUGCUUGACAACCGAUACUAUGCGGGCAGUUGCCUGCCUCAAUAUAUUCAGGAUGUGCGCUUCCGGAAGCCUUACAAUCUGCAGCAGUACACAGUGGAGACCGGAGGCUCGUAUGAGUUUACGAUGAAUUCUUUUGAGUCCUACUCAGAGUUCAAGCAUUUUUCCUCUAAAGAAACAACAUCCAAAACCACUGUCUCAGUGGGGUUUGCUGUGCCUAUGGUAGCUGAAUUUGGCUUUAACUACUCUGAUGACAAGUAUUCCAAGUCAGUGAAGAAGUUUCGUAGGGCAUCCUCCAAGAAAAACAGUUUCGUGAGGGCCAAGUCUGAGCUGAAGUUGGCGAGGUACGCCCUGAAGGACAGUGACCUGAUGCUCCACCCAGAGUUUCUGAGGCGUCUGCGUGCUCUGCCGGAGACCUACGUGUACGGAGAGUUCCGGCAGCUCUUCCUGGACUAUGGAACACACUACAUCACCGAAGCUGAGCUGGGAGGGGAAUAUGUACACACUGUCAUCCUGAACAAGGAGAAGCUGGAAAAGACAGAUUACUCUUUAGAUGAUUAUAAGACCUGUGUGGAUGUGGGCCUCAAGGUGGGGGUCAACAUUGAAGGGAUCUACGUCAGUAGUGGGCUUGAGGCAGGCGGCUGCAAGGGUCUCCUGAAUGAGAUGGGAACCGACACCGUGAAAGGCAGCAUGGUGGAGGACUUUGUAGCUGUUGUGAAGGGUGGUACCAGUGAGAGCAUCACAGGUCUAGUAGCCAAGAAGCUGCCCACACCAGAGCUGAUGAGACUGUGGGGGGAAGGAGUGCAUUACAACCCUGACUUCAUCAGCAGCACUAUGAAAUUCUUGUAUGAGCUGGUAACCUCCAGAGACUUUGAGAACGUCAACCUCCUGAAGAAGAACAUGAGGAAGGCCAUGGAAGAGUACUUGACUGAGUCCAGCCCCUGCAGGUGCAGCCCCUGCCAAAACAACGGAGUAGCCAUUAUCAAAGGCAAAAGGUGUGAGUGUGUGUGUCCAUCUGGCUACAGAGGGCUGUCCUGUGAGAUUUCCCUGAGUCCGACAGAAAUAGCCAUAGAUGGUAGUUGGAGCUGCUGGGGAUUGUGGUCGUCCUGCAGUGGGAGGAUGAAGUCCCGGACCCGCCAAUGUAACAACCCAGAGCCUAGUCGAGAUGGUGCUGCCUGCUGGGGCCUGGCGGAGGAGUCGUUUCCCUGCUGAUGAGCGUUCCCGCAGUUUUGAAAAACAGAGCCUUCUGCAGGCUUUAACUUAAGCUGUUGAACGAUGUCCCACACAUGGUAAUGGUUAACCUAAAAUUCCAAAUAAAACAGAUGCAAAACUC
Messenger RNA from Hypomesus transpacificus, 1869 nucleotides. RefSeq names its product complement component 8, beta polypeptide (gene c8b). Gene Ontology annotation, molecular function: protein binding. Gene Ontology annotation, biological process: immune response. Lineage: Eukaryota; Metazoa; Chordata; Actinopteri; Osmeriformes; Osmeridae. Bases 42 to 1748 code for a protein of 568 amino acids. The transcript is spliced from 12 exons. The record is from RefSeq and is a predicted model, not a curated record. Gene Ontology annotation, cellular component: membrane attack complex.